Molecule: messenger RNA, 1146 nt
Organism: Poecile atricapillus (Black-capped chickadee)
Lineage: Eukaryota; Metazoa; Chordata; Aves; Passeriformes; Paridae
Exons: 9
Coding region: 1-1146 (381 amino acids)
Molecular function (GO): protein binding
Source: RefSeq, a predicted model, not a curated record
AUGACUCCGAGGAUACAGAAGGAAGAGGAAACAUGCCAAAAACCCCUCUGGGACUUUGGACUCCAGCUGGCACCAGACCAAGAGAGUUACAAGAAGAAUGAAGAAGUGAUGCUGAGCUGUCACAAGGGUUUCCAGCCAACCUUCACUCAUGUCAAAUGUACAGGAAAAGUUCUGUCUGUUAUCAAUGGAAAACCUGUAUACAGAGAGGCUUGGAGUGGAAGAGACACAAGAGGCAAUUGGAUCAACAUUCAGUCCAAGUCCAGGGUACAGUGCCUUGAAGUCCUCCAGGUUGUCCCUGAGAGUCUGAAGAUUUCCAGCACCAGCAUCAAACUGAACUGGACCUGCAUGCUCCCUGACACGUGCCAGCAUAUUCGGGCCAGGUGCCGGCUGGAGCAUCAUUCCUCCUCAAACUGUGAGGCUAAGGAGGUGAAAGGAGAAGAGAUACUACAAGGCCAGGAGGGAACAUUCACCUGCUCCCCUUUGCAGCCCUACACUGUCUACAGUGUCACCAUCUCCCUGCUGCCUAGAACAAUCCUGUACACACGGUUCCUCACGACAAAGGAAACGGUGCCAGACAAACCAGAAAACCUGUUGAUGGAUGUCAGCACAGGGUCCCUCAGGUGGAAGGCGCUGCCCUCCUGCAAAGGGGAGAUUAUUGGAUACCAGCUGAACAUCACCACCAUGAGAGCAGAGGACGGCAGCUUCCUCGGAUUCAGUCAGGUGUUGGUGAACCAGUCUGUCUCUGAGUAUGUGCCACCUAAUCAGAGAGCUGGCAGGAAAUACCUGGCGACAGUGCAGGGCCUGACGGCAGCUGGGGCUGGGGCUGCAGCAGAGCUGGAAUUCAAAACCUACAUCCAGGGCCCUUGGCCUGUGUCAGCAGUCAUUGUAGUGGUGGUGGUGGUGCUGUUGAUCCCCUUGUCUGCCGGGAUCCUCUGGUUCGUGCUGUCCAGAAGAAAGAAGACCUUGCCCAGCAAAGCCGAGGAGGAUCACUACACAGAGCUCCAGCCCUAUGAGAAUGUACAUGAGGGUAAUUACUGUGUGAUGGAGACUUUCCUUGAGAAAGAUGCAGGUAAAUGUGGCCAGGCUGGAGAGCCAUCUCCCAAGCCCUUGCCUGUUCUGGAAUCCUCAGGAGAGUCAGAGCAGUGA